Saccostrea echinata is the source of this 3114-nucleotide messenger RNA. Its product is annotated as cholesterol 25-hydroxylase-like protein 1, member 2. Lineage: Eukaryota; Metazoa; Mollusca; Bivalvia; Ostreida; Ostreidae. Bases 169 to 1110 code for a protein of 313 amino acids. The record is from RefSeq and is a predicted model, not a curated record. Gene Ontology annotation, molecular function: C-4 methylsterol oxidase activity; steroid hydroxylase activity; iron ion binding. The transcript has a single exon. Gene Ontology annotation, biological process: cholesterol metabolic process; sterol biosynthetic process.
UAUUUUUGUCAAUAAUAAACAUCAAGGGAAGUCGAGCCAACGAAUAUAAACCAUCGGCGACGUGAAAACCGGGAGAGAGGGGUUGUGCUUUUGUUUUUUAUUUACAAAAUUCAUUUAAAACACCAGCAGAGUUAAAGAACAACUGUAAAUGUGACUCUCACGUUAAAAAUGUCGUCGGGAAGCUUUAUAGACAUUUUAGCUCUCGGUCGCGGAAUCUGGAAUACAUCUGAUCUUCUAAGCGGUGCCCUCCAUGGAAAUUACACUGCGAAAUCCAACCACCGGAUACUACAAUACAUUUGGGAUUUUCGAAUUGGCAGGGAGGAGUAUAUAGCAUCCCCUCUCUUCCCGGUUAUUCUCUCCGUAGUGUUUUAUUUCUCCUUCUGUACUCCAUUUAUGAUUGCCGAUCUCCUCGGCGAACGGUUACCAUGGAUCCAUAAAUACAAGAUUCAGACGGACAAAAAGGUAACGCUGUCACAAAUUUACGAUACGCUGCAACUGACUUUCUGGAAUCAUGUGCUUUUCGUCCUCCCUGCCGCCGUUGGCCAGUGGAUCUGGGCCCCGCCUACCCCGCUUCCACAUCUUGCUCCCGCCAUGUCGGAAUUUCUCUGGCACAUAAUCGCCAGUUUGGUAAUUUUUGACUUUCAAUACUACGUGUGGCACUGGUCCCACCACAAGGUGCGUUUUCUGUACAAGCACAUCCACGCAGUGCACCACCGAUACAACAGUCCAUUUGUGUGGGUAACGCAGUAUCUCCAUCCCUGGGAACUAGUCACGGUCGGUUUCCUGACUACCACCAACUCAUGGUUCCUCAAAUGCCACCCUAUGACUACCUGGUUCUACAUGCUGUUAAGCAUCGUUGUCAGUGUGGAGGCACAUAUUGGGUACGAGUUUCCUUUUUGUAUCCAUAACUGGGAGCCAUUCGGGUUGGUUGGCGGUGCCCCUAAACAUGAUAUGCACCACUUAAAGCCAAUGACCAACUUCCAACCAUUUUUCAAUCACUGGGACAAGUUAUUUAACACCUUCUGUCCAUUCAUGAAAGCGGGUGGAGUAAAAACAAAGGCGCUUGUGGAGUACGAACGUCGUCACAAAGAGGCCAAGAAAGUUGCUUGAUUCGCCAAAACAAAAAAGAAGGAAAGGUGAAUGGUGUCUAAAAUUCUGAGGAUAUAAGCGAGGAAAUUAUUGAAACUUAAUUAAUAAAAUUAUAAUAUUUUCUUCGAAGAAAACAUCGGGGAAAAAAAGAAGAAAAAGGGGCAAGCGCCACAAUAUCUUGAUUGGAAAUGUUGUUAGUAAGGAGAAUAUUCAGAAGAGAGCUGUUCAGAGAGUCAAUGGGUAUUUGUAAUCGGUGCUUAAAUGUCACUUAAUACAUAAACGACUUAUUUUACAGAAAUUAUCAUGAAUUGAUGUGAUAGAGGAAAUAUUUGUUUAACUAUAAAAUUACCUGUAGCUGAAUAUGUCUCAUUUUACAUGAUAUUUUUAUUUUACAUUGUGAUUCAGGGAAAUAUACAAUUUUUUUUCUUCAAAGAAUUGUAUGUAGAUACUUUUCUUAAUACAUAUGUAGGUUCGUUGAAUUGAAACGGGGGACACCGGUUUUGCACUUAAGUAGACAAAAAUGUUUGACAAAUUCUUAGCAGCUUUGUUGAUAUUAGACUAUUCAUACUUAAUCCAGCAGAGAUAAGUACGUGAUAAAGAGAGAGUGCUGCUUAUUUUAGAACCCCCUGAGCCUCUUGUGGUGGUCUCUUCUUAUUGCCACCUGAUUCAAUCAAUAACAUGUACAAAACUGUGCUCCAAUGGCUCCAAAAAAAUUAUUUCCAACGCAAAAAAGGCAUGAGAUCGAUAAUCGUGCCUGCUGACAGGAUUUUUGUGUCGCACGUUAUGAACGAAUAAAACUAUGUUCAGCAUGCGGAAUGACUUUAUUAACAACAUCAACAUUCUAUUUACCUCUAGAUUGUGUGUGCUUUGUUAUAAUUCCUUGGUUAACCAUUAUAUAAAGUGGAGUAGAUCUUUACCGUAACACAUACUUUUGUUGAGGGUUUGAUUCCUGUUACUUGUGCUAUAUAUAGCUAUAUAUAAUUUUGACUAAUCUAAAUAUUAAGAACAUUUGAUGUGAUGUUUAGGGUGUGCACAUUUUCGAUCUUUGAUUUAAUAUAGACUGAAGUUAAUGUAGGAAAAAUUAAUUUUUUGCUAUAAUAAUAAUAUAUAUAUAUAUAUAUAUUUUAUAAAAUGUGACAAGAGCUAGUCAUAUACCGAAAGUAUUCAUUGUUUAAUCAUGCAGUAUUACAAUGUAUUUAUUAGCUAAUAACGUUAAUUUAGAGAGUAAAAGUUAAGAUUUUUAAAUGGGUCACUGAUAACUUUUUAACCAUUUCAUUAUGCAGAUAUAACCCACCCAUUCCAAUCCUUGUUAUAUACAACGAACAGAUUUUUCCCCCGCAAAAAAAUAAUGAAUACCAGUAAAAUGCUAAUAUUCCUGUAGUAUUGAAAAUGAGUGGCGGGAUAAACAUCACAUAUUUUCAGAGUUUUAGACACCACUCUUUUUUUCUUUUUCAUGAGUUAUCAUACACUGUUUUUUAAUCAUCAAAUUAUCAUAAUCCGAAGACCCUAGCAAUGAUGUUCAUUACAAAUCAAUGAAUUGAUGCGGGAUCUUCGUAACAUGUCAGUCCCACUCUCCCCCGAUCAUUUUAGAAUGACGCACUCUAUUAAUGUGCCGACUAGAAUUACCUUGGAGUGGGUUUGUGUUAUUCACUUGAUAAAAGUUCAAUUUUUUUUCAAAUUAAUUUUUACAUUUUUCAGAUUUUUUUUAUAAUCCACUGUCUUUUGCAAUGACGUGCUGAAUACAGCACUGAGACAAAAACAGCUUAUGUUUUAAUUUUUUGUUGUUCUGUAUCGAUGUUGUUUUAUACUGCUUAAAAGCUAUUGCUUGAUAGGAUGGACAUUUAUGCAACAUUAAUUCGCAGCAAUAAUUUAUGAUCCCAAUGACGCUCUUUAUUUUGGAGCCGAUAAAGUUUUUGCUGUGAUGUUAAACAAAAUCCCUGUACAUCAAAUGACGUUCUCUGUUGUAGAGCUGAGAGGGAAGUUUGUAAAGCAUGUUAAUUCUGCUAAUAAAGUAAUAAAACUUUA